GUGGCUACGAAACAUCUCAGUUGCUGUGUGGAGAGAUUUGACGGAGGGACACUCCUGUACAUGGACCAUCACUGCGCUGCAAUCCGCCGCCUGCUCUCACAUGUAAUGCCUCGGUGAAAUCUGGACGCCUGGAGAACACACGCAUGCGAAGAUUUGUGUUUUUGCAUGUCAGGAGAGGAGGAACUAGUCGCCGGGUCCGCGGCUGUUUGUCUUUUCUUAUCGCUUCUCUCCCCCUAUGUCACUCUAAUUAAUCGGAGGCAUGUGGAAUCGCACCAGGAUUAGGAAUUGCUUCCCAAUAGUGUGCCUGCUGUUGACGUUAUGGACGGAGGUGUCCCAGUCAACCGGCUAUUUCGAGCUGCAGCUGAUCUCCGUGGAGAAUGUAAACGGCGAGUUGGCGGACGGGGAGUGCUGCGACGGCUCCAGGAGCUCCCAGGACCUGCGCUGCACUCGAGACGAGUGCGACACUUAUUUCAAAGUGUGCCUGAAGGAGUACCAGAUGGAGGUCACCACCAGCGGCUCCUGCACGUUCGGAGCUGGAUCUACGCAAGUUCUCGGUGGAAAUAUGUUUUCUUUUAAGAGCGCCAAGAAUAACCCGAAUAAGAUCGACGACGCUGGCAAGAUUCUGAUUCCCUUCCAGUUUGCGUGGCCGCGGACAUACACGCUGAUCAUAGAGGCCUGGGACUGGGACAACGGGACUCGAAACAAUGAGGACGAGCUGCUGAUCGAGCGCAGCAUUCACACUGGCAUGAUCAACCCUGGUGACCACUGGCAGACCAUCCUGCACGACGGCCCAGUGGCCCGUCUCGUGUAUCGUAUCCGGGUGCGCUGUGACGAUAACUACUACGGCAACAAGUGCAAUAAACUGUGUGUUCCUCGGGACGACUACUUUGGCCACUACCGCUGUGAGCCUUCAGGGGCGCAGGUGUGCCUGGAUGGCUGGAUGGGUCCAGACUGCCGGACAGCAAUCUGCAAACAAGGCUGCAACCUGUUACAUGGUGGCUGCUCUGUACCAGGCGAAUGCAAGUGUAACUACGGCUGGCAGGGCCAAUUCUGUGAUGAAUGUGUUCUUUACCCUGGAUGCGUUCAUGGGACCUGUAACCUCCCCUGGCAGUGCAACUGUGAACGGAACUGGGGUGGCCUGCUGUGUGAUAAAGAUCUGAAUUACUGCGGUCGCCAUCAACCUUGUGUCAAUGGAGGAACCUGUAUGAACACAGAACCAGACGAGUAUUACUGCGCCUGUCCACAGGGCUACUCAGGAAAGACCUGCCAGAUAGCCGAGCACGCCUGUGUUUCCAGUCCCUGCGCCAAUGCCGGUACAUGCCAUGAGGUUCCUACAGGCUUCGAGUGCCAGUGUCCGCCAGGCUGGGAGGGUCCAACCUGUGCCAACAAUCUGGAUGAGUGUGCCUCCAGUCCAUGUGCUCAGGGUGGAACCUGUGUUGACCUGGAGGAUGGCUUUGAGUGUGUGUGCCCCCCACAGUGGGAAGGAAAGACUUGCCAGAUUGAUGCAAAUGAGUGUGCAGGACAGCCCUGUGUGAACGCUUACUCUUGCAAAAAUUUGAUUGGUGGAUAUCACUGCGACUGUUUUCGGGGAUGGUCCGGCCAAAACUGUGACAUCAAUGUCAACAGCUGCCAUGGUCAGUGCCUAAACGGGGCAACAUGCACGGAGGGCCCAAAGGGUUACCACUGCCAGUGCCCUCCAGGUUUCGUGGGUGUUCACUGUGAGAUCCAGAGGAAUCAAUGUGACAGCAGACCUUGCCAGAACGGCGGCCAGUGUCAUGCAGUGUUGGACAGCUUUGUGUGUGAAUGCCCAGCGGAGUUUGCUGGACAGCUGUGUGAGAUCUCUACCUGGUCCCCCUCAGAUGCUUGUGAUCCAAACCCCUGUGAGAAUGAGGCCAAGUGCCACAGCAUGGACCAGGACUUCUACUGUGCAUGUCCUGAAGGCUACGAGGGAAAGACGUGUGAGCAGCUCAAAGAGAACUGCCAAACCACCCCAUGUCAAGUGAUUGACAGCUGCACUGUUGCUGUAGCAACCAAUGACUCUGCUGGAGUGCGCCACGUAUCCUCCAACGUGUGCGGUCCACGAGGACACUGCAUCAGCCAGCCAGCAGGAAACUUCACCUGUGUCUGUGAUGCAGGUUUCGGUGGCAUCUACUGUCAUGAGAAUAUCAACGACUGCAUCAGCAACCCCUGUAGAAACGGAGGAACCUGCAUUGACGGUGUGAACUCCUUUCAGUGCUUCUGUCCAGAUGGCUGGGAGGGUCGACUCUGCGACCUCAAUGUCAACGAGUGCAGACACAACCCCUGUAAGAACGGUGGACGCUGCGUUGACCUGGUGAACGACUUCUACUGCGAGUGUGCCGACAACUGGAAGGGAAAGACCUGCCAUUCCCGAGAGAGUCAGUGUGACGAAACCACCUGCAGCAAUGGAGGCACCUGCUAUGACCACGGGGAUGCUUUUCGCUGUGCCUGCCCACCUGGUUGGGAAGGAAACACCUGCAACACAGCCAAAAACAGCACAUGCUCCUCCAGUCCUUGUUCCAAUGGGGGGACGUGUGUGGGAGGAGGAGACACCUUCACCUGCAUCUGCAAGGAGGGCUGGGAGGGCCCCUCCUGUGGACAAAACACAAACGACUGCAACCCUCACCCCUGUUACAACGGUGGGAUCUGUGUGGACGGAGUGAACUGGUUUCGGUGUGAGUGUGCCCCUGGUUUCGCCGGACCAGACUGCAGAAUCAACAUAAAUGAGUGCCAGUCUUCACCCUGUGCCUAUGGAGCCACCUGUGUGGAUGAGAUCAAUGGUUUCCGAUGCAUCUGUCCCCUUGGUAGAACAGGAACCCGAUGCCAAGAGUUCAUAGGUAUUGGAAAGACUUGCCACUACGCUGGGCUGCAGUUUCCUCACGGCAGCCACUGGGAAGAGGAGUGCAACAGCUGCCAUUGCAUCAACGGCAAAGUGGACUGUACUAAGGUGCUGUGUGGUCGCCGUCCCUGCCGGCUCCAGUCAGCAGGACAGGACCAGAGACAACAGUCCUGCCCAGCUGGACGCGAGUGUGUGGAGCACAGCUACUUCACCUGCUUCUCCCCCCCUUGCCAUCAGUGGGGGGUUUGUUCCAUGGCUGGACCUCCACCUCCACAAGCAACCACCAAGUGCCAGCCAAACAGCGGCCAUUUGGACAACAGCUGCGGCCGUGUAACACUUGUUUUCAACAGAGACAAAGUACCACCGGGAACAACAGUGGAGAAUAUCUGCUUUGAGCUGAGGUAUCUUCCUGACACCCGAAGCUUGGCAAAAGACCAUGCCCUUCUCCUGCUCUGUGACCUCUCACAUUCAAAUCAGGAUGCUGUAGAGGUGGCUAUAUCUUUCCAUCCAGAGGACCUUCCAGACCACAGUUUGAUCCAGGAAACAGCCAGCGCCAUUGUGGGCACCUUGUCUAAGCGGCACAACAGCACCAUAAUGCUGGCAGUCAUUGAGGUCAAAGUGGAAACACAGGUCAUGCCCCCUUCAGUGGAUUAUUUGGUGCCUCUACUGUGUGUCGUCUUCUGUUUGCUUUGCCUAUUCUGCAUCAUUGUAUGCGUUUGGUGGACGCGCAAACGAAGAAAAGAGCGCGAGAGGACCGCACGUUCGGCUGCCGAUGACAACGUGAACAACCAGUGGGAGCCGCUGCGACUUGUGGUGGGACGUCAGCAGCAGCAGCAGCAACAGCAGCUGAAAGAAAGCAACAGGGAGGCUGAGCAGGAGCGCAAAAAGCUCAUGGGCCCCUCCUAUCGGACGUGUGAUGAGGGGGAGGAGGAGGAGGAGGAGACGGACGGCGAGCUUGAGCUCGAGGAGGAGUGUGGUGGAGCUGAGGCGGGAAAGCAGCUAGUUUAUAAGUACUCUAAGACUGCAGUGCAGUCCAGUGGAGGAGUGAUCUGCACCCUGCACAGCUCCAGUUCACCCCUCAAAGCACCUCACCGAACCCAAGGCUACAGCCCCAAAGACAACCGCUGGAAAAAUGUCAGUGCCGUCUUUAAUGGUCAGAAAGACCUCAGAGACCAUUGUGUAUAAAACAAUUUCAGCAAAGGACUCAAGCAAGAGAAGCUGCAAGGCAGCAACUAUUCUUAGUUUUGGACUACUUUUGGAAAGAAAAAAAAGGCUUUGUGUUAAUAAGCCAUUCUUUGCUUUGUUUUCAUGUUUUUGUCACUGUCACCUGAAGCGGUUUUUGAUUCAGGCUAGAAUACAGUGAACAUCCUUUUUUGCUACUGUUCUCUUAUUUUUCUUUAAUUGUGUACAGAAGGAGUGGAAAUGUAACAAUAUUUCAGGAGGCAAAAGAAGCUCUCUGCAAUUUUUGUUAAUGGAAUUAAACCACUUGAGAAACGGUGAAUCAUUGAAAUGGAGAAAAACAACCUGUAUAAAGAUUUUUGUUUGUUUACAGAUGUUAUGAUUUAGUUAAAUUGUCAGUGGGCUCCUGUUUAGUGUCUGAGGGGGCAGAUACACACUUAAGGGACAGAAAAGGAAGGGUUUUGAGGGAAACGGACUGUUGCAUCCACAGAAACAGAGGGAAACCCUCCUUUUGUUCUGUCACCUUCCAGCUUUGCCCAACGAUCCACCUGUGGCCGUCAUGCGCCAGCCUUACCAAAACACUUGGCCUGGAGGGGAGAGGGGACAGAAACCCCAGUGCCUACUAUGUGGCCUUCCAUUUUUUUCUCCUGUCUCUCAGUUGUCUUGGCUGAAAGCUCUGUUUGAGGAUUUUUUGCAGUAUUUGAGUUGGUAGCAAGUGCCUUUCUAAGAGCUGUGUUGAGGCUCCAAGUCAUGCUGCCCAGUUUGACCUCCUUGUUCUCAAAUCUCAAAGGGAUAUGUGUACAUUUAGAGUUCAAUUUCACAGCAACGCCAUUCAAGGUAUUUGAUCAAAACAGAAAUUAAUAGUCUGUACAUAUUUGUAAAUACUAAAGGAGUCGCUGUGUAUAUUUGAAAUAAGUAACUUAAAGACAAGUCACACAUUUUUAUUAUUAUUGUUAUUAUUAUUAUUAAUAUUAUUUUUAUUUUUUUUUACAAUGCCAUUCCUUUUAUUUAUGCCAGUCGAAAUAGGCAGGUUUUAUAACACUUAAUAUCCAGAGUCCCACAGUUAAGAACCUUUACAAUGAGGUACCACCAAUGAAGGAAUUUCUGAAGGGUUUAAAAAUGGUUUGUCAUUAAGCUGCAUUUCUUUGUUUUGUGACUAAUUCUUUAGUUACAUAAAGUAAAUUGGUGAUGCUUUUCAAUGUUCAAAUUAUAGUAUGCGAUGGAAUAACAGUCACAGGGCCAGAACAUCCCUACUUCUAUUAAAAUUGUGGUGGUAUUCUGGCUUCCCGUGGUCCAACAGUACUACUUCUAGUCCCAGUCUUCAGCUUUUUCACGUUUUUUCAAACCAAAUAUUUUUGGAGGCAAAUGAAUGACGACCCAAUUUUGCACCUAAUUUUCAUAUCAGGUAGCUUUAAAAGUUUUUCCUAUUAAAAAUUAACCAUUUCACUAUAGAACAGAAACAAUAUGAAAAUAUUCAAAGGGAAAGUCAAACUACAUUGAAUCAUGCAGAAAAACAUGUUGCUGUUAUGGUCCUUUCUCUAAUCAUAGUGACAUAAUCACUAUGAUUUUUCUGUGACAUCAUGAAGUGGGCAUGUGGCCAAAAGUAAAAGUUGUUUUUUUCCAUUGUAGUUAAUUUUCACUGGUGAUCAUAAUCACUGGUUUUAGUUGUUCAGUCAAGAUUUGAUUCAAUAAAUCAACAGUAGCUUUUGGUGGGUAGUGUUUCCAAGCUGCCUGCAAUAUAGCCUUAAAGUUUUCAAACCAUUUCUAAACCCAUCACAAACCCUUUUAGUUUAGGUGCCUUAAUGUAACGAGUAAUGCAUUAUUUGUGUUAUCAGUGGUCAUCUUUUUAUGUUGUUGGUUUGUUUUCAUUAUUAAGGAAAGUAACUCUUUAAAACAUUGUGUGGUGUAUUGUGGCGUGUUUUAUUCGCCUGAGUAAAGCACUCUCCUUGUCUCACUUUGCUAUCAUGGAGAUUCCUGGAAUAAACAAUGGAGGGUAAAAAACAAACAAAAAAGAGCAGUCCACCAUGGCAGUUUUGAGUGUUAUGAAUGUGGAUGUUAAUAGGUCAAAUGUGGACAUCAUGCAUUAGCUUCAUGUGUGGUUUCAAGGCUUUAAUGAAGGGAACAAUGUUUGCAGAUGCAGAUUUUCUUUUGUUAUCAUGCAAAUGUGUUUUUUUAAGUUACCAACUCAGUUUAAAGUUUUACCCUUUUCAUAUCAUGUCAUUGUCUCAAAACGCCAUUGUAUUUCUGUAAAUGGGACACAGCAAAAUAAAGAAUUAAAGAUGCAUCAAUGCUGGUGUUAAAAGCUGAA
Messenger RNA from Amphiprion ocellaris (clown anemonefish), 6344 nucleotides. RefSeq names its product jagged canonical Notch ligand 2b (gene jag2b). The coding region runs from base 260 to 4042 and encodes 1260 amino acids. NCBI's taxonomy places the organism in Eukaryota, Metazoa, Chordata, Actinopteri, Pomacentridae. The record is from RefSeq and is a predicted model, not a curated record. Gene Ontology annotation, molecular function: Notch binding; calcium ion binding. The transcript is spliced from 26 exons. Gene Ontology annotation, biological process: heterophilic cell-cell adhesion; Notch signaling pathway; establishment or maintenance of epithelial cell apical/basal polarity. Gene Ontology annotation, cellular component: protein-containing complex; plasma membrane.